CUUGGAAGCGGCCUGAGGCCGUGGGGCGUCCAGGUCGCCGGGGUCGCCUCUGGGCGCGGCUUCUAGGCCCGGCGAGCGUGGUCAGGCCGUCUUUGCUGGCCCUUGGGUUCCGUUGAAUGAACAUCGCGCACCGGGGGUGGGUGGGGCAGAAGCUUGGGUGCCUCCGCGCCAGCCCCCCGCGCCUGGGAAGAGCAGCCUGAAGGCAUGAAGGGGAGGAAGAAAAGACUCCUCCAUGAAGGCUCGGCAGGUGGAAGGGAAGCGAACAGCAGUGUCCGGUCGUUGCAGCUCUACCUGACGUGGCUGGCAUUGCCUCCAAUGGGGCCUGAAGGAACGGAGAAGACAUGUCCCCGGGGGGUACUGCCUGACGCCUGGGUGAUGAGAGAGGAAGCUUAGUAAGUUUGCACAGGAGGUUUUGUUUCCUUCUUUAUUUCUUUACAUCUGGAGGACGUUCUUUGGUAGCCUGGUGUCGGGAAUUGUAUCUCCCGGCUCCGCAGUGAUUCGCUCCCCAGCCCGGUGGUGCCCAGUUGCCUCGGGGUCUCAGAGCCCGACCUGGACAAGAAAAGCCCCCGAGGCCAUGGUGAUGCUCCGGGCGCUCCUGAGGGUCAGGUGUGCAGCGGCAGCCCAUGGAGAUACCGCUCAAUUCUGAAGCUCAAGACCACCCGCUUCUGCCAGAUGGUAAGACCAAGACCAAGAUUGGAGAGCUGACUCCGGAGUUAGAAAUCACAGCAGAAAAUGAACCAUUGGCUGAAGAGUCUGACAGUCCCAGAGACGAUGUUCUGCAGGAUUCUGAGUGCAGAGAAUUCUGUGAAUUGGGGGAUACAUUAAAUGAAAAGGAUAAGAACAUCUUUAAAAGAGGACAGCGUAACUUUGAUGAAUGUGGACAAAACUUUGCUUGGAGUACAGGCCUCAUUAGGCAUCAAAGAAAACAUUGGGAGAAACGCUAUGAAUGUGAUAAGUGUGGGAAGGCCUUUCGUGUGAGCUCAGCUCUGGUUCUGCAUCAAAGAAUUCAUACUGGGGAGAAACCCUAUCCUUGUCAUUGGUGUAUUAAAAGUUUCAGUCGGAGCUCAGACCUUAUUAAACAUCAAAGAGUCCACACUGGUGAAAAACCCUAUAAAUGUGAUGAAUGUGGGAAAGCCUUCAGUCAGAGCUCAGAUCUUAUUAUACAUCAGAGAAUCCACACGGGAGAAAAACCCUAUCAGUGCAGUCACUGUCAUAAAAGUUUUAGCCAGCGCUCAGACCUGGUUAAACACUUGAGAAUCCAUACUGGAGAGAAGCCUUAUACAUGUAACCAGUGUAACAAACAUUUUAGUCAGAGUUCUGAUGUUAUAAAACAUCAAAGAAUCCACACUGGUGAAAAACCAUAUAAAUGUGAUGUGUGUGGGAAAGCCUUCAGUCAGAGCUCUGAUCUUAUUCUACAUCAGAGAAUCCAUACCGGGGAGAAACCAUAUCCAUGCGAUCAGUGUAGCAAAAGUUUCAGUCAGAACUCAGACCUUAUUAAACAUCGAAGGAUCCACACAGGAGAGAAACCCUAUAAAUGUAAUGAAUGUGGGAAGGCUUUUAAUCAGAGUUCAGUCCUUAUUCUGCACCAGAGAAUCCACACUGGAGAGAAACCCUAUCCGUGUACUCAGUGUAGCAAAACAUUCAGCCGACUUUCAGAUCUUAUUAAUCAUCAGCGAAUUCACACUGGAGAAAAGCCUUAUCCAUGUAACCAGUGCACUAAAAUGUUUAGUCGAAGAUCAGAUCUUGUAAAGCACCAUAGGAUUCAUACUGGUGAGAAACCCUAUGAAUGUGAUGAGUGUGGGAAAACCUUUAGUCAAAGCUCCAACCUUAUUCUACAUCAGAGAAUCCACACUGGAGAGAAACCUUAUCCAUGCAGUGAUUGUUCUAAGAGCUUUAGUCGUCGUUCAGACCUUGUUAAACAUAAAAGAAUCCACACUGGAGAGAAACCAUAUGCAUGUAAUCAGUGCAAUAAAAGUUUUAGUCAGAGCUCAGACCUCACUAAACAUCAGAGAGUGCACUCUGGGGAGAAGCCCUAUCAUUGCAAUACUUGUGAGAAAGCCUUCAGUCAGAGUUCUGACCUUAUUCUUCAUCGGAGAAUUCACACUGGAGAAAAACCAUACCCAUGCACACAGUGCAACAAAAGUUUCACUCAGAACUCAGACCUUAUCAAACACCAGAGAACCCACACCGGGGAAAAACCAUACAAAUGUAAUGAGUGUGGAAAGGCCUUCAGUCAGUGCUCAGCUCUCAUCCUACAUCAGAGGAUCCACACUGGGGAGAAACCGUAUUGGUGUGAUCAGUGUGGCAAAAGUUUUAGUCGGCACUCUGAUCUCAUUAACCAUCGAAGAAUCCACAAUGGUGAAAAGCCAUAUAGAGGUGAUACUUUUGGGAAAGCCUUCAGCACAUGCACUGAUGUUGAACAUCAGAGUAUCCACACUGGAGAGGAACCACUUUGGUGUAUUCAGUGCAACAGAAGUUUUACCCAACUCUCUGAACUUAUUGAUCAUGAAAAAGUCCAUUCUGGCCAGGACAAUCUAGAUGUGAUGAAUGUGAGAAAAUCUUUAGUGUAUACACCAACUUUAUUCAGUACCAGAGACACUAUACUGGAAAAAAGCUUAUGAAUACUCUUGAUGAUUAUGAAAAAGGUUUUAAUGCUCAACUUUUGUAAGAAGAAGAAAAAACCACCCAUAAUGGAGAGAAAAGCAUGGAUUCAAUUGUUAUAAUGGUUUAACUCAAGAGAAAUUCUGAAGAGUCGUGUGUUGUGAGGAAAUGUUCAAUGUGAAUAAAAAUUUUACUAAAUGUCAGCAACAAUGGAAAUUUGUAUCUGCUAUGAUGUGAGAAAUUCUCAUCAAGUACAAUCCACAAGAGGAGUGUUUUAAAGGAAUUAAGAACCUUACCAGAUAUUGUAAAAAUCAGUGUUGUGGGUGUGCAAUCAGAACUUAGAAAUAUGUUAGUAUUGUAACUUCAGAUCUUUAGUGAGCCCAAAUUACCUAUCACAUAUUAGAUACGUUAUUUUAGAAAAUGUAAGGAAAACUUAAAAUUCCUUAUUUAAAUGGCACUUACCUGCUGACAGCUGCAGAGUUCUACCUUAUGUUAAUGCUAGUGAUUGUUCAAUCCAAUGUAUAUCUUACAUAAUAAGAGGCUAAUAUGCAAAUUGUCCUAUCGACCGGGAGUUCAAGCAACAGUCAGGCCGUCCAACCGCCCAUGUCUCCUCCCCCUAGCCAGGCUGGCCGGACCCCACCCAUGCACAAAUUCAUCCACAGGGCCUCUAAUAUAUAUAUAUGUAUGUACACAUUGAGUGGCCAGAUUAUUAUGCAUUCAGAUAUCAUGCCAUUCUGAUACUAAAUUUAUUAACUACACAACUGCAGUGCCCCAUUUUCUACAAAAAAAAAAAAAAAAAAAAAAAAAGUUUUGUGGCCUACUUUGGGUUUUCCUGGUGAGGAGUUUUUAAGUUCCUGUGAUGUACACAGCAAAUAUGGAUUUCUUUUGCUCUCAGUAAUAAAGCCUACAAUCUUUAGUGGUUUGAAAUAAUUUCAAUACUACCAUUUAAUCACAGCUUAAAUAUGUGAAACAAUAAAAAAAUUCAUAUGUCAAACUGUGAUGAUUUCUCUAUUUUAAUCUUGUCAUCAAUAAAUUGAACAAAAUUAAAGCUAAAGUAACACCCAAUGACUAAUUUGUGUAGCACAUUCUGUUUAAAAAUA
Pipistrellus kuhlii (Kuhl's pipistrelle) is the source of this 3701-nucleotide messenger RNA. Its product is annotated as zinc finger protein 271. Bases 624 to 2621 code for a protein of 665 amino acids. Gene Ontology annotation, molecular function: RNA polymerase II cis-regulatory region sequence-specific DNA binding; DNA-binding transcription factor activity, RNA polymerase II-specific. The record is from RefSeq and is a predicted model, not a curated record. Gene Ontology annotation, biological process: regulation of transcription by RNA polymerase II. NCBI's taxonomy places the organism in Eukaryota, Metazoa, Chordata, Mammalia, Chiroptera, Vespertilionidae. The transcript has 2 exons.